UCUACAACAUAUCCAACUUUCAGAGAACAUAUUGAAUCAGAAAAAUUCAACGCUCGCCGGAAAAUCAUCGGGAAAGCCUAUCCUCGACAUAUACUGCGUACACGCAUCAAUGAAUCAUCACUAAGCAGGUGCGUAAUUUUUUUGUAGUUUCGAACAAUUUUUCCGACGAUUUGAAACGAACAGACGGUGGGCCGAAAAUUUCCGGCGGCCGGAACCUGGCCGGGCCGAAAAUUUCCGGUGGCCGGAACCUGGCCGAGCCAAAAAAUUCCGGCGGCCGGAACCAGGCUGAGCCGCAAGAUAUUUUCGGCCCGGCCAGGUUCCAGCCACCGGAAAUUUUCGGCCCGGCCAGGUUCCGGCCGCCGGAAAUUUUCGGCCCGGCCAGGUUCCGGCCACCGGAAAUUUUCGGCCCACAGUCUGUUUUUGCAAUUUUUCGGAAAAAUUCGAUUUUAGGAGUUGAAUUUAGAGUUUAGGAGUUGAAUUUAGCGUGUAAGAAUUGAAUUUAGAGUUUAGGAGUUGAAUUUAGCGGUUAAGAAUUGAAAUUAGCGUUUAGGUUCACAGGAAUAUUGAUAUAUUAUAUUGUAAUUGUAGGAAAAAUGUCAGAGUUGUUACCGGCCGAUCAUGAUUACACACAGGAAUUUGAGAAUGGGAUCCAUUAUGCAAGUGUGGAGUUAGCUGAGUUAGCUGCAAGAACAAUCGCUCAGCAGUGUGGGUUCUUUAUUGUUAGAGGAUCAUGGAAACCGAAUACUGCUGGACAGAAUCCUGUUACUGCCCUCUGUAUGUAUUGCGACAGAAGUAGUAGGAUCGUUAAGUCUUAUAAACCAGACCCUACGAAGGAGACGCGUGGGAAUAUUAGUUCGAAGGGUACUGGUUGCCAGUUUCAGAUAUGUAUAAAGGAAGUAUGGCAAAAGGAUGGUCCAAACACAUGGGUCAUGGUGGGAGUGACAAGUCGUGAAACCGGAGCUAAUAGAGGGUUUCACAACCAUGAAAAGGUGUUGUAUCCAGAACAUCACCGACACAACAAACAGUUUAGUGAGGCUGAAAAAGAGAGGUUAAGAUUAAUGAGGAAGGCGGGGGUGAGACCAAAUCAGCAGAAGACGACACUCAAUACUGAAGGGGGUGUGCAUCAUGAUAUCAAACAGAUGUACAACAUAAAUUCCAAGACAAGAUUGGAUGAGAUGGGUGAAAUGGAUGCGAUACAGUUUGCGCUUCACGGAGCUGAACAUCGUGGGUACCAUAUCUGUUUGCAAAAGGACUCUAAUAAUGUGCUCACUAAUUUGUUUUUUGCGCACCCGACGUCCAUUCAGAUGUUGCAUGCAUGGCCGUACGUCAUCCUCAUUGACUCGACCUACAAGACCAACAGGUACGGCUGGCCAUGGGUUGAGAUUAUUGGGGUUACUCCAGUGAAGAAGAAUUUCAACAUUGCAUGUGCAAUUAUUAAGCAGGAAACAAAGGAAGCAUAUGAGUGGCUGCUGCGAUGUAUUAAAGGGUUGCUCGGUGAUACGGUUCCGAAUGUCAUUGUGACAGACAAAGAAGGUGGUUUGCUUGCUUCUAUUCCUGUGGUCUUCCCUCUCCCACAUACUGUCCACCUACUAUGUUUAUGGCACGUCAACAACUGUGUGAAGCAAAAGUUUGAAGUGUUACUUGGUGGAAUUGCAAAAAGAGAGGUAGCACAUGCGGUAUGGAAGAAAUAUUUCGACAAAGCUGCAUGGAGUUGGACUCAGGAGGGUUUUCUUCAAAAGAUUAAUGAGUUUGAGAGGGUCUGGACAGUGAAGAACAAAAAAAUGGUCGACUACGUGCGAGGUGAGUGGUUGUCUCAUCAGACAAUGUGGGCAAUGUGCUACACGAACCAUGUGUUUCAUCUUGGUAACACGAGCUCGAAUAGAGUUGAGUCAUCUCACUCUUCAUUCAAGACUUUCCUUGUGUCUGGUAGAGGAGCGAUCGACACUUGUUUUGCGAAGAACCACAACUACAUGGAACAUCAGUUUCUGGAAGUGGUGAAUGAACUGCACAAGUCACUGAACCGCAAUCUAAGUAGGGCAAUUGAGGCUCCGUGCACGUUUUUGAGGAGGGUCGUUAGUUCUGAGGCAAUCAAACUAAUGUUAGAUGGGGCGGCGGAGUUGAAGGACAGUUGUGCGUGUCAUUUUCAGAUGACACAUGGGCUCAAGUGUGCUUGUCAGAUUGUUCAAGCUAAGGAAGAAGGACGUCAAUUCUAUGCUCAAGAGUUGCAUGUAUUAACAUUAAUUGUUAAUUAAUCACAAAUUAAUUAAUUUUCUAUUAACUAAUGUACUAUUAAAAUUAAUUGUUAAUU
Messenger RNA from Linum trigynum, 2308 nucleotides. The record is from the annotation of a GenBank genome assembly. Lineage: Eukaryota; Viridiplantae; Streptophyta; Magnoliopsida; Malpighiales; Linaceae.